Perkinsus marinus ATCC 50983 is the source of this 1236-nucleotide messenger RNA. RefSeq names its product Subtilisin DY, putative. Gene Ontology annotation, biological process: proteolysis. Lineage: Eukaryota; Perkinsozoa; Perkinsida; Perkinsidae. The record is from RefSeq and is a predicted model, not a curated record. Gene Ontology annotation, molecular function: serine-type endopeptidase activity. The transcript has a single exon. The coding region runs from base 1 to 1236 and encodes 411 amino acids.
AUGGCACAGGCCAUGGCUGCCACUCGUGUGAGGGCCCACAUCCUCACCCAAGAUGACCGUAAGUGUGAGAGAUGCUUCGAACAAGAUGGUAUGGUCUAUGACUUGACUGCCGUGGGGAUCCAAAUUGUUGAGUCCACAUGCUCAGUUGGCCACAGCGAAAUUCUGAACUACUUGAGGAAAGCUGAAGAUAUCUUGGGCAUCGACUUUGAUUGUGAGCCGGAUUCGGAGGUCACACUGAGUCCUAUCCCUGCACCGACUAAGGUACGGGAUCUAUCCAACUGUACUGGUGGCAAUCCUAUUCUUGGUACCAACGACCCCAUAUCUUCCUGCCAGCGUAACCUCGAAGUCAUUCGAAUGGGAGCUGCCUGGAGAGCCGCUCGCUCGGCCAAACCAGAGUUGAAGAAUAUUGUGCUCGCCAUCAUCGACUCCGGUGUCGACAUGACUCAUCCGGAUCUGAUUCAUCAAUUCUGGAGGAACCCAGCUGAUGGCUCCAUCGGCUACAACUAUGUUAACAAUAACACCAAUGUAACUGAUGGUUAUAGUCACGGUACUCACUGUGCUGGUAUCGCGGCCGCCCAGACUAACAACAGCAUUGGUAUUGCAGGAGUGGCGAACGUUAACGGGUCGAUCCCUAAUGUGAAGCUAAUGAUAUUGAAGAUCUUCAACUCCUUCGGAAUUGGUCUAACCAGUAGUGCACUAAUGGCUCUAAACUAUUCAAUUGCGCAUGGAGCGGCAGUGUCCUCUCAUUCAUAUGGAUGGCAUCACUACUAUAAGAUCGUCGAAACAGCGUUCAAGAACGCUGCUGCGGCCGGACAGGUCACCAUCGUUGCAGCUGGUAAUGAGGGAUUGACCCUAGAUAAAGAACCGUACUAUGCCUGCUCCUUGGCGAAGAACAUUUCGUCUAUGAUCUGUGUUGCUGCCAGUACUUCCAUUCCAGACUCAAACGUCUCUAUUCCAUCGUGGUCUAACCUUGGCUCCGUGACGAAAAUUGCCGCUCCAGGUGUAGAUAUAAACUCGACGAUACCCGUAGGGUCGUACGGAACUAAGAGUGGUACGUCGAUGUCGACCCCUACAGUUGCUGGUAUCGCUGCUCUGCUCGGUACUCUUGGUUUAACUGGUCAGAAUAUUACGGACAUUAUCAUGAAAUCCAGGACGUCCGGUAUACCCAAUAGGUUGAACCUAUCUGGUAUCGGGGAAGUAGAUGCACUAAAAGCGGUGCAUAUUGCUCUUGAAUAG